Messenger RNA from Pieris macdunnoughi, 666 nucleotides. The record is from the annotation of a GenBank genome assembly. Lineage: Eukaryota; Metazoa; Arthropoda; Insecta; Lepidoptera; Pieridae.
AUGGUAAAACAAUUAGAUGAGAAACCUAAUCGAACUGAAGUGGAUGAAAGGCUCAUUUUAGGUUUCCAAGCAGCCCGAGAUAAAAUGCUUAAACAUUAUAAGAAGAGCAACUGGAUUUACUGUACAACUUUAAUUUUAGACCCAAGGCACAAAGCUCAGACUUUUGAUAUUACAUUAUGGGGGCAGCAAAUUAAAACAAAAAGCCUGCACAAAUUUAAUGAACUUUAUAAAGAAUAUAAAAGUCUACACGUACAGCAACACUCGGUGUCUAAAUCUCCAGAAUUACCAAGAAAUGAAAACAAAGUAUGUGAGGAUGAAGAAUAUGAAGAUGUAAUAGACUUUGAGAAACUGUAUGCAUGUCCCUCUACGUCGUCAUCUGGAUCUUGUCUUCAAGGCUUAGUUAUUGACGAGUUGGAGGAGUACCUAAGUAAACCGAGAGCCGCCAGCUCAGAAGACAUUUUAGAGUGGUGGAGGACGCAUGAGACGGAAUAUCCGAUUUUAUCCAAGAUGGCUCGUGAUUUUCUUUCGAUACCUGCAACUUCAGUACCUGCUGAGAGAUUAUUUUCUAAAGCAUCGUUAGUAAUUAGAAAACAUAGAAAUAGAUUAAGUGAUGAAUCAGCCAGGUGGUUACUUUGUAUUAAUUCUUGGUCAAAAGAAUUAAUAUAA